This is a messenger RNA of Trypanosoma rangeli, 2007 nucleotides long. Its product is annotated as leishmanolysin. Gene Ontology annotation, molecular function: metalloendopeptidase activity. NCBI's taxonomy places the organism in Eukaryota, Euglenozoa, Kinetoplastea, Trypanosomatida, Trypanosomatidae. The coding region runs from base 1 to 2007 and encodes 668 amino acids. The transcript has a single exon. The record is from RefSeq and is a predicted model, not a curated record. Gene Ontology annotation, biological process: cell adhesion; proteolysis. Gene Ontology annotation, cellular component: cytoplasm; membrane.
AUGUGCCAGCUACGCCUCGGCACGCCGUUUCUCCUACUGGCGGUGUUUUUGCUGCUGUUGGUGUGUUGCGCCGCUGGGUGCCUCGCCGACGCUCCCGCUCGGAAGCACCGCUGCGGGUUUGACGAGAUGAUGGAGAGGGGACCGCCGGCGACUGCGGUGGUGCGUGAUGUGCCGCGCAGACGACAGGGUGAGAUGCAGGCGUACACUGUCGCCGCACAAGGCGUGGAGAGUGAGUGGGCCCCGAUCCGCAUCAAGGUCUCUGCAAAGGACAUGUACGACCCGUCGAAGCACUGUGCCGCAGUGGGGGAUAUGAGCAUGCCCGAUGGCAGAAGGGUGAAAUGCGAAGGGAAGGAUCUGUUGACGGAGGAGAAGAAGGACAUUAUUUUGAAGCAACUCCUCCCGGCCGCAAUUAACUUGCACUCUGAGCGUUUAUCUGUGAAGCCUGAGAGUGGGGCGGUCGUUUUACCGACAACACGCUUACGGACAUGCCACAAGUUCACUAUUCCUCGUAAGCACCACACGGAGGGUGUGCGGGACGCCGACCUGGUUCUCUACGUCAACGCCUUUCCGAUUGAUGCAACUGCGUGGGCGAUUCCAUGUGCCAUGCUGGAAAAUGGUCGUCCAUUUGCCUCUGCCGUGAACUUUAAUCCUGCGUAUAUAGAGGCUACACAUACAUUCGUACGUAUUGCAGCGCAUGAGAUGGGGCACGCUCUCGGGUUUGAACAAGGACGCUUUUGGAGAUUUAAUUUGUUUUCCUUGGUAUUCAGCCCAAGCGUGAACAGAAGUGUAUGGAUGAUUACCUCUCCGAAGGUGUUGGAGGUGGCGAGGAAGUACUACAACUGCCCCAGACUUAUGGGCGUGGAAGUUGAGGACACGGGUGUGGGAUCCAUGAUGUCGCACUGGAAGAGCCGCAACACGGUGGACGAAAUGAUGACGAGUCUUGGCGGAGGUUUCAUGUAUUACUCGGCAUUCACGCUUGCGGCAUUUGAGGACAUGGGUGUGUACAGGGCCAACUACAGUAUGGCGGAGCCGUUGCGAUGGGGCAACAACUCUGGUUGCGGGCUGCUGGAAAAUAAGUGCUUGACUAACGGCAGCACCGACUACCCUGACUUGUUCUGCAAUGAGUUUACGGGGAGGCACAAGUUGCUCUGCACGUAUGACCGUCUUUCUCUGGGGUACUGUGCACUGAGGACACACAAGCAGCCCCUUCCACCGGAGUAUCAGUACUUCUACAAACCCACCAUUGGCGGUAGUUUGCCCUUUAUGAAUAAAUGUCCGCAUGUUGUGGCAGUUGAAGCAAGUGGGUGUACCAACGGUGAGUUAAAGAGAGUCUUUGGAAGUUUCGUUGGCCCCAACUCACGUUGUGUAAAAGGAAGGGAUCUUAGGUUUACUAAAACCCCCAUUGGCGAUGUGUGCGUAAACACUAAAUGCGACAAAGGAGCACUGAAGGUGCAGUUCUAUGGCGACACAAACUGGUACAACUGCAAUGAGGGUGAGACAGUCGAACCAUUGAAGAACGACUGGAGUGGAAGUAUUGUGUGCCCCAGAUACGCUGAUGUGUGCACGGUCUUCCCCGCCAUUAAUGUCUACCCAAUACCGGUUCUUGAUCCACCUUUGAUAGACAAUGCAACAUCCACAGAGGAUGCAGAAACAGUUAAAAGUGGGAAUGCCAAGACGGACAUUAGCCGUACCGGAUUCAAUGGGGAAAUUUCGAUGCAUGACGCAAGUGCCACACACAAUACCAACCAGCAUGUUAAAUCAGGCGACAUCUAUUAUCUUGAUCCAAGUGCUUCAACGUCAAUGAAUUCAUCGGGCAAUACAUUGGCACCUACCAAGCCAGCGGUCUUUGACCAGAAUCUGUCGCGGAAUAGCAGUAUUGAGAACAUAACAAUUGGGGAUUUGCUGAGGGAGUUUGGAAGCGAUGGCGGUGCAGUUGCGACUGUUGGCUUCAGUCAUCUUGCGCUUUUUGCUGUGACCAAUGCUGCCGUGUUGAUGAUACCUUUUUAA